UGAGUGUUCAAAUAUCAUUUCCCCCAUUUUCAAAAACAGGGGUAAUGAUCACGUUGCUCAACUCCAGAGGAUUUAUAAAAUGAAAGAGAAUUGGCCCGGGAGCCUUGCAAAGGCGAGGUAUCUACUUCAUUUGUUUGUGCCCUUCAGCACCUGGCACGGCACCUGGUACCUCUCCAGUGAGUCUGGUCCAGACCAAAUCACUGAAUUCACCUGUUCCACCUGACGUGUAAGGAAACCGAAACCCAGGGAGGGACAGCGACGGGAGAUCAAACAUGGAAAGUGGCCAGUACCUGACCUGUGUUGAGCACCCGAUCCACCCUGGGAACCUCAACCCCCGGAGGAGCCAGCCCAUCAACCUGAACCACUAUGCCACCAAGAAGAGCGUGGCAGAGAGCAUGCUGGACGUGGCCCUCUUCAUGUCCAACGCCACACGGCUGAAAGCGGUGCUGGAGCAGGGACCGGCCUCCCACUACUACACUGCCCUUGUCACCCUCAUCAGCAUCUCUCUGCUCCUGCAGGUGGUCAUCGGAAUCCUCCUCGUGGUCAUUGCACGGCUGAACCUCAAUGAGGUAGGAAAGCAGGGCCAGCUUAACCAGCUCAACAACACAGCCACCAGCCUGGUCGCCAUCACGAUCGUCAUCAAUGUCUUCAUUACAGCCUUCGGGGUACACAAGACAGGCUCCCUGACUGCCAGGACCUCAAGGAAUCCUCUCUGAACAUAGCCCUGGGACCCAGGUCCUAGGUCUGGAACAGCUUCCGCCUCUCCUACCCGCUCUACUAGGCUGAGGGGCCCUUUCCACAGCCCCUGGGAGAGCUUGAGAAGGGCGAUGGAGAUGCCCUUGCUCCCCACCCAGAGCAUCUGAAUGAAGAUGUGCUAUUUCACUGGUCUGAGUGAAUUCCAUCUUGGGCUGGAGUCCUGAGCUCAGAAUGGGGUACUGCCGACCUUUCUUUCUGGUAGUAUCUCCUGCACCUGAGGCGUGUCUACCUAAGGCCAAGCCCGCCCGGCUUCAGGACCUCUUACUCCACCUCAUUCCUUUCCUCCAUGCUAUCCAUUCCCUCUGCUCCAGGCCCAGUUCUCCCCUUUUGUAAAACGGAAUGAUCUCUAUCUAUAAAGUUUUCUGCAAAUGCACUCUGAGUCAAUCUUUAUGCCUCCGGGUUGGUCUCUGGAUGCCCUCUCCUGCUGUGUUCUGGAAAGGGCUUGACUCCCUCUCCUCUGGGUCCUGCUCUGAGUCAGCUUUUCUGGCCCCACAUAGCUUGGGCUAGUUACCAUCUGCUACAUCAAUGGCAGAUUACUUAGUUCUGGAUUGAUCCAUGUUUAUGCACAAUCCUUUUUGAAAACCUGUUAUAGCUUUCAAAUUAGCACCUUCCCUUAGGCAUGUGCUUAAGGCAUACAAACUCAUUUUGAUCUUUGCCUUAGCCAAAGAGAUCGAGGAAGGUAAAUUUGUACCUGUAAAGACCCAACCAGGCAUCCCUACCUCACACA
This is a messenger RNA of Lontra canadensis (Northern American river otter), 1483 nucleotides long. It is a transcript of the gene NINJ2, whose product is annotated as ninjurin 2. The record is from RefSeq and is a predicted model, not a curated record. Gene Ontology annotation, biological process: cell adhesion; tissue regeneration. Gene Ontology annotation, cellular component: membrane. The transcript is spliced from 4 exons. NCBI's taxonomy places the organism in Eukaryota, Metazoa, Chordata, Mammalia, Carnivora, Mustelidae. Bases 273 to 716 code for a protein of 147 amino acids.